Molecule: messenger RNA, 1306 nt
Organism: Cottoperca gobio
Lineage: Eukaryota; Metazoa; Chordata; Actinopteri; Perciformes; Bovichtidae
Gene: tmem97
Product: transmembrane protein 97
Exons: 3
Coding region: 104-637 (177 amino acids)
Cellular component (GO): endoplasmic reticulum
Source: RefSeq, a predicted model, not a curated record
UGCGAGCCAAUGGGAUUCAUCCUGGGAACACGCGUUUCUACGACACACUACUGCUGCGAACUUGGUCCCAGUUUCUUAUCUGUCAUUUGCACUGUUAGAGAAAAUGGCUAUUCGUGUGUUAGAAAUCAUCUUUUUCUUUUAUUUUGCUUCUCACAUUCCUAUAACAUUAUUUAUUGACUUACAAGCCCUGCUACCUGGACAUGUGUACCCUCAGCCGCUGAAGGAUCUUCUCAGGUGGUAUGCAGAGGAGUUCAAAGACCCCAUGGUGCUGGAUCCUCCACAGUGGUUCAAAUCUUUUAUUUUCUGCGAGGCUCUGUUUCAAACGCCUUUCUUUCCCGUUGCAGCUUAUGCUUUCCUUAAAGGUGGCUGUAAGUGGAUCAGGACUCCUGCCAUCGUGUAUUCCACACAUGUGGCCACAACGCUGGUCCCGAUUCUAGCUCACGUCCUCUUCUAUCAGUUCCCUAUGAAGCCCCACCCUGGUCCCCAGACCAUGCAGGAGCGCUGGCUGCUGCUCUCCAUAUACGCACCAUACCUGCUGGUGCCUGUGCUGCUGCUCCUCACCAUGCUGCUGUCCUCCACAUACAACUCCACCUCCAAGUCUGGACACACGGCAGCCAAAUCCAAGAAGAAGAACUGACACAUAACCAGACUACAGCCAUGGAACUCCCUCUGAUUUUAGGAGGUGGUGUGCAUAUGGGCCUCUCUGAGAGGCUUUGUGAGUCGGACUGCAUUACACUAUUAUUACAAGGGAAUUGCCGUUGUUAAUCCAGAAUGAGCACUUUAAAGUAAACAAUUGUUUGCUGAACAUGUUUUGUGUCUUUAUCAGUACCAAAUAUUUAACAGACUCUAGCCAGCGUUGAUUCAUUUCAGUAGUUUCAUCUAUGCUUUUCCUGCAAAAGCUAUUCAAACUGUCCUGAAGAAAAUGUCCAUUCCUGCAACAAAAUUCACCUCGGAGAAGUUUAUGUUUGCUUUUUUUGUGUUGAAGGUGUUAAGAUAGUGAAGGAGUUGUGUAUUAUUGCUGCAUAUGCAUUAUAUUAUAUAAAAUAUUGGGAUGAGGGAAACAGAAUUUCAGAAACCCCUCUACUGUUUAAACUGGUAACUGUUUGGCCUGGAGUUUCUUUGGGCAGACUUAUGUCUGCGUUGCUACUGUCCUCUACUCCAUGUUUAAAGUAGCUUUGGAGUUUGAGCCCCGUUUUUAUUAUUUCAAUUUCAAGAUUUAAUUGAGGCCAACGGUUUCUUCCUACUUUCAGUCUUUGCUGGACUAUCCUUUUAAUGUGAGAAACCCUUUGUUUCUCAAACCUUUACA